AUGGCCCAUUUCAGACAGUUGGACAAGAAGGGUCGACCGGGACCUAUUGGGAACCAAGGACCUAUAGGUGCUCCAGGAUUUACUGGGCAAGAAGGUUUGGCAGGGGCAAAAGGUGAGAGAGGGGCAGUGGGCUCUCCAGGAUCAGCUGGACUGAAAGGAGAUAAGGGUCCAAUGGGAGUUCCUGGAUUUCAAGGCAUCAAUGGAAUUCCGGGCCACCCCGGCCAGCCAGGGCCCAGAGGUUUUCCUGGCCUUGAUGGCUGCAAUGGUUCUAUUGGGAGUCCUGGCGUUUCAGGGUUGGAUGGGUUUCCUGGUACACAGGGGCCACCUGGUCGCUUUGGUCCCAAAGGUCCCAAAGGAGAUCCUGUGUAUGCCGAAGGUGGCCCUAAAGGAAGUAAGGGUGAAAACGGUCUUCCUGGAUUGGAUGGGAUUUCUGGUCCAAAAGGUUUCCCUGGCCCAGCAGGUUCUGUGGGUCCUAUAGGAUUGCCAGGUUUGCAGGUAAGGAAACCUUAA
Messenger RNA from Terrapene triunguis (Three-toed box turtle), 510 nucleotides. Its product is annotated as collagen alpha-6(IV) chain-like. The record is from RefSeq and is a predicted model, not a curated record. Bases 1 to 510 code for a protein of 169 amino acids. The transcript has 7 exons. NCBI's taxonomy places the organism in Eukaryota, Metazoa, Chordata, Testudines, Emydidae.